GUUAACCUGUUUAUUUUAUUUCUUGGCGGCGCGCAUGUCACGUUUUAGUCGUGAAAUAAUUUAAACAAAAUGUUCGUUAAAUAGUUGAAUUUUUUUAUUAUUUCUAACAAUAUUUUUAUGAAAUAUUACGCUUUUGUCUGUUCAAUUUUAAUAAAGACGUUACGCGUUACGUUACUCAUAAUAUAACUGUCUUGCACCACAGCUUAAAACAGGGAUUGGGGGUGAUAAUAGAAACCUAGCAAGUUCAUCAAAAAAAUCUCUGAUGAUUCUCUUCAUAUCUCUGGUUAUGGAUUUGCUGGCCUUUACGGUCAUUUUACCUCUGCUACCGACCAUUCUGGAACAUUAUGAAACUGCUGAAUACGACUUCCUAUAUGACAACAUAAAAGCCGGAGUGUCUGGGUUCAAACAUCUUGUUGGUAUACCUGAAUCUGAAAAAUGGAACUCUGUUUUGUUUGGGGGUAUUGUGGGGUCCAUGUUUUCCUAUCUUCAAUUCAUAUCAUCUCCAACACUGGGUGCACUAUCCGAUGUUCAUGGCAGACGGCCGUUGAUGAUAAUUACCUCUAUUGUGAUUGCUCUGUCGUACUUGCUCUGGGCUUUCUCCACAUCAUUUACAGUAUUCAUGCUUGCAAGGAUUAUUGGUGGCAUUAGUAAAGGAAAUGUAAGUCUCAGUACUGUGAUUGUUGGUGAUGUUACAAGUUCGUCUAAAAGGUCCAAAGGAAUGGCAGUUGUGGGUGUAGCUUUCAGUAUCGGCUUCCUGAUUGGUCCACUGAUUGGGGCAUGGUUCUCAAUUAGGUCUUCUCAAGAUUUUAACCAAUUCUUCGUUUUUCCAGCCAUAUAUGCAUUCGUUCUCGCUUCUUUGAAUGUCCUCUUCAUUAUACUGUUUCUGAAGGAGUCGCUACCAGUCGCGAAAAGAGUUUGUGGGUUUAUUAAUUAUUCACUGAUCAAUCCGUUCUCCCUGUUCAAUUUCUCUGCUGUCAAUCAUGUCUCCAAGAAUGAAAAAGAACAUUUGAAGAGGAUUGGCCUGGUGUAUUUCAUGUAUCUGUUCAUUUACUCUGGCCUGGAGUUUACGUUAACUUUUCUGACUCACCAGAGAUUUGCAUACACAAGCAUGCAACAAGGCAGAAUGUUCCUAGUGACGGGUCUCAUAAUGAUCAUCGUACAUGGAACUGCAGUGAGGAAGGUGGAACCUGGGAAGGAGCUGGAAAUGGCGCGAAAUGGCAUUCUUAUUCUCAUUCCGUCAUUCAUUCUGGUGGGCAUGGCCAGCAAUCAGGUCAUCCUCUAUCUUGGACUUGUGUUGUUUUCAUAUGCAUCGGCGACUGUGGUCUCGUGUUUAACGUCUGAAACAUCUCGCAUUGGCAGGGAGGAGAACAAGGGUACCAUUAUGGGGGUCUUCAGGUCUCUGGGGGCACUGGCCAGAGCCCUGGGCCCUUUCCUCGCUGCUAUUGCUUACUGGUACUGGAGUCCAAUGAUCUGCUACAUGGUUGGUGCCUUCCUGCUCAUCCUGCCUUGCUAUCUGCUCGGAAACGUGAAAUCAAAAGUUAACUAAUUAAUUCUUUGUUCUGCUCAUUAACUAAUUAAUCUUGAAUUGAAAUAAUUGAUCGUUUAAUUAAUCACUAAUUGAAUUAAUUAACAAUCUAAUUAGUAGUUGAUCAAAUUGAAUAUUUGUUUUUAUAGAGUUUAUUCAUCGUUUAAAAACAUUGGACACUCGGUUGUUUAACAGUGUAAUGACAUUAUUUUUAUUAAUUUGUUAAUAAUAGACCGAUAAACUGUCUGAUCGCUCGGUCAAUCGUUCUAUUAAACAAUUACCAAAUUUGUAUUAUAAUUGAGUGUUGAGGGUGAGGCCAGUGUCUGUCUUUACGAAGCAGUGUUUAAAUAUUUUUCUGAAUACGUUCAUUCAUCUAUUGAUUCAUUUUUAUAUUCGUUCGUUCAUUUAUGAAUUAAUUCACCUACUUAUUCAUUCAUUCAUUUACUCAUUUGUUUAUUCAUUCAUUCAUCUACUCAUUCAUUUCUUGGAUCAAUAAAGUAGGCUAUGCACUUGGU
Molecule: messenger RNA, 2040 nt
Organism: Helobdella robusta
Lineage: Eukaryota; Metazoa; Annelida; Clitellata; Rhynchobdellida; Glossiphoniidae
Exons: 14
Coding region: 263-1546 (427 amino acids)
Biological process (GO): transmembrane transport
Cellular component (GO): brush border membrane
Molecular function (GO): transmembrane transporter activity
Source: RefSeq, a predicted model, not a curated record